This is a messenger RNA of Miscanthus lutarioriparius, 732 nucleotides long. Lineage: Eukaryota; Viridiplantae; Streptophyta; Magnoliopsida; Poales; Poaceae. The record is from the annotation of a GenBank genome assembly.
AUGGCGAUGGGCGCGGCGCUGCGGGCGGCUGCCGCUGACGCGGUGGUGACGUUCCUGUGGGUGAUGUGCGUCUCCACGCUGGGGGCCUCGACGGCGGCGGUGACGUCCUACCUGAGGUUGCAGGGCGUCCACUACGCGCUCCUGGUCACCGUCUCCCUCCUCUCCGUGCUCCUCUUCGCCUUCAAUAUCCUCGGCGACGCACUCGGCGGCGCCAGCUUCAACCCCACCGGCGUUGCCGCCUUCUAUGCCGCCGGAGUCACCAGCCCCUCCCUCUUCUCCGUCGCGCUCCGAUUACCGGCACAGGCCGCCGGCGCUGUGGGCGGUGCUCUUGCCAUCUCGGAGCUGAUGCCGGCGCAGUACAAGCACAUGCUUGGGGGACCCUCGCUCAAGGUGGAUCCCCACACCGGCGCUGUCGCCGAAUUAGUGCUUACUUUCGUCAUCACCUUGGCCGUGCUCUGGAUCAUAGUCAAGGGGCCCCGCAACCCCAUCAUCAAGACAUGGAUGAUCUCCAUCUGCACCUUGUGCCUCGUCCUCACCGGCGCAGCAUACACCGGCCCUUCCAUGAACCCAGCCAAUGCAUUUGGCUGGGCGUAUGUUAACAAUCGCCAUAAUACAUGGGAGCAGUUCUAUGUGUACUGGAUAUGCCCCUUCGUUGGUGCCAUUCUUGCUGCGUGGAUCUUCAGGGCUUUGUUCCUAGCACCGCCACCUAAGCCCAAGGCCAAGAAAGCAUGA